GUAGGGCAGGCCCACUAGAGUAUACUCUUUGCUCUGAAGCAUUUCACCUCCACCACCCUCACUUGCCACUUAAACCCCUCCCUCUCUCUCUCUCUGAGCUUUCUCUUCAAUGGAGGAUGACGAGUUGCAUUUAUCUAAUAAAUCAGCUGAGAAUGAUGAAUAUUUAUUAGUUCUUGAGCUCUCUGAAGAUGACCCUCUUUUUGAGAAAAAGAAGAAAUUACUAGAAGUUAAUGGUUUCAAUCUCCAAGGACAUGUAUCCUUGAAGAACUCCUCUUGUCCUAAUUGGUUAAAUACAACCAUGAAAAUGCUGGUUCAAAGAGCAAGAAUCAUAUGCUUGGAUGAGCUAGAACUUUACUUUGGUGGAGUUGAUGUAAAUUCUUCUGUGGAAUUUGACAAUCCCAGAAUUGAGCUGGAGGCUUUGCAUUCAAUCCUGUCACUCAUUGAUAAAACUCUCUCUAGUGGUAAUCAUAAAAUAACAGGUCUUCUUCAAGAUUUACGGAAUGCGAGUAUUGAUAUGAUUCAAGAUCUUGGGGACAAGAUUAGACUGGAGACUAGAAUUGUUACAAACUAUAGCUGUGACAAGGAGAGGCAUUUAUUACAGUGGGGUGAGAGCAGUGGUGUUCAAACAAAAUUGGAGGUAGCUUAUGUUGAGGGAGCUGGAAGAGGAGUUGUAGCAAAAGAAGAUCUGAAAGUUGGGGACAUAGCUUUGGAGAUCCCUGUGUCUAUCAUAAUUUCUGAGGAGCUUGUACAUGAAUCUGACAUGUUCCCUAUCUUGGAAAAGAUUGACGGUGUAUCUUCUGAGACAAUAUUGCUAUUGUGGAGCAUGAAGGAGAAGCACAAUCAUCAUUCCAAAUUUAAAUUCUACUUUGAUGCAUUGCCAGAAGUAUUUAACACAGGGUUGAGCUUUGGAGUUAAUGCUAUCAUGGCUUUAGAUGGAACCUUGUUGCUAGAAGAAAUUGUGCAAGCAAAAGAGCAUUUGCGCACCCAGUAUGAUGAGUUAUUUCCUGCACUAUGCAAUGAUCAUCCUGAUAUAUUUCCAGUAGAGCUCUACACAUGGGAGCAGUUCUUAUGGGCUUGUGAGCUCUGGUACUCUAAUGGCAUGAAAGUAAUGUUUACUGGUGGAAAGCUACAGACAUGCUUGGUACCUAUUGCAGGCUUUCUUAAUCACUCUGUUUGCCCGCAUGUGUUGCACUUCGGUAAAGUAGAUUCUGCUACAAAUUCCUUAAAGUUCCCUCUAUCGAGACCAUGUAAUGCAGGAGAACAAUGCUACCUUAGCUAUGGGAAGUUCUCAAGUUCUCAUCUAGUCACCUUCUAUGGUUUCUUACCACAAGGAGACAACCCCUAUGAUGUCAUUCCUCUUGAAUUAGAUGCUACCAUAACUGAUUGUUCUGAGGACAACUGCCCUAUGUCUAAUUGGACCAACCACAUGGUGCGGGGUACUUGGCUCUCAAAGAACCAUGGCAUGUUUCAUUAUGGGUUGCCGCCUCCUUUAUUAGAUCAUUUCCGUAGAGCUCAGUCUCCUAUGUUCCAGAAUAAUAUCCAUGAGAAGUUAGAAAUUGAGUUGGAAGUUCUAGAAGACCUCCGUUCUACCUUCGAAGACAUGUUGGAAACCCUUGGCGAGACUAAUCUUGACGACAGUACUAGUUGGGAUGUAAAGCUAGCAAUGGAAUUCAAAGAUCGACAAAUAAUGAUCGUCUCCUCGAUUGUGACUUCAUGUUAUUCUGGUUGCAAGUUGGUGGAAUAUGAAUUGAGUGAGUGUAGGGCUUAGGACAGACAUGUCUAGAUUGGCUAGUUAUCUCACCCGUUGAAAAAUAUUAUUUGCUCAUGAAAGAAUUGUCUCAGCUCUGCAUAUAGUUUAUAUCAAUCUUAGGUCAAGUUGUCAUUAACCUGUCAUUUUCAGACCCGAAUGGUGGAGGUUUGUCUUCCUCAUUAUCUGUGUUGCAAGAAGCACAAUGGAUGAAAUAUAUUGGUUCUUUGUGA
Camellia sinensis is the source of this 1980-nucleotide messenger RNA. RefSeq names its product SET domain-containing protein. Gene Ontology annotation, molecular function: protein-lysine N-methyltransferase activity; protein binding. Gene Ontology annotation, biological process: peptidyl-lysine monomethylation. The record is from RefSeq and is a predicted model, not a curated record. NCBI's taxonomy places the organism in Eukaryota, Viridiplantae, Streptophyta, Magnoliopsida, Ericales, Theaceae.